This is a messenger RNA of Myotis lucifugus (little brown bat), 2007 nucleotides long. RefSeq names its product mitogen-activated protein kinase kinase kinase 21 (gene MAP3K21). The record is from RefSeq and is a predicted model, not a curated record. NCBI's taxonomy places the organism in Eukaryota, Metazoa, Chordata, Mammalia, Chiroptera, Vespertilionidae.
AUGAGAUCCUUGUUUGUUGUAGAAUGCUGGCAACAAGACCCUCACAUCCGCCCGUCUUUCGCCUUAAUUCUCGAGCAGCUGACCGCCAUCGAAGGGGCGGUCAUGACGGAGAUGCCCCAGGAAUCCUUUCAUUCCAUGCAGGACGACUGGAAGCUGGAGAUUCAGCAGAUGUUCGAUGAGCUGAGAACAAAGGAAAAGGAGCUGCGGUCCCGCGAGGAGGAGCUGAGCCGGGCGGCCCUGCAGCAGAAGUCGCAGGAGGAGCUGCUGAAGCGGCGGGAGCAGCCUGCGGAGCGCGAGAUCGACGUGCUGGAGCGCGAGCUCAACAUCCUCAUCUUCCAGCUCAACCAGGAGAAGNNNNAACUUCAAACCAGGAAAUCUCAGUUCUUUCUCUCCCGUCUGACAGAUUUCCAGCACAAAAUCACCGUGCAGGCCUCUCCCAACCUGGACAAACGGAGGAGUCUGAACAGCAGCGGGUCCAGCCCGCCCAGCAGCCCCACCGUGAUCCCGCGGCUCCGGGCCAUACAGCUGACUUCAGAUGAAAGCAACAGAACGUGGGGAAGGAGCACGGUCUGCCGACAGGAAGAGUUUGAAGAUGUAAGAAGGAAUUUCAAGAGGAGAGGUUGUACCUGGGGACCCAGUUCUAUCCAAAUGAAAGAACGAACUGAUUGCAAAGAAAGAAUAAGACCUCUCUCGGAUGGCAACAGUCCUUGGUCAACUCUCUUCAUAAAACAUCACAAAACCAUGCCGUUGGCAUCAUUGUUUGUGGACCAACCAGGUGCCUGCGAAGAACCCAAACCCUCUGCGGACGGAUCAGAGCCCAGAAAACCACAGCAGAUCAAACCCUCAGCGCCAGCCCCGGCGGACCCGCCUCUGGGGAAAGAUGGGCAGCGAGAGAGCCCGCCGGAGACUGAGAACUGGGAGGACGCUGCCUCAGCCGCCGGCACCCCUCAGGGGACCCCGACCCACACUCUGAGCAGGCCGCCCCCCAGGAGAAGGACGGAGGGCGCCCUGUACAGCUGCACCGCGCUGUUGGCGGCCGUGGCCCUGGGCCUGGACAUCCGAGAGCUGCCCCGGGUGCCGGCCGCGGAGGAGCCGGGGCCCAGGGAAGAAAGGAAGAAACGCGAGGGCAUCCUGCAGCGGGGCACCCUGGCCCCGCGGGCCGCCGAUCGCCCCCGGGCAUCGGCCACGCUGCCCCCGCCCGGCGCCCUGGGUCUUCUCUCCAGGCCCUCCCUCUCCACCAAGUGCCUGCUGCAGGCGGAGGGCGGGGAUUCCCUCGAGGGCGGCGCGCACAGCAUGCGCGCCCCCGACGUGCCCACUCCGGGUGUCUGUCCUGCCGCAGGAGGGUGCCAGCCAGGCUCCCCACCCAGACGCGAGGCCGAGAGCGGGGUGUGGAGGCACCUGGGUCCCCCCUCCUCGGAGCUGCCCCGUGGGAACGCGACUCCCUGUGCUUCGUCGAAGAAAAGGGCAGCGAGUCACAGGCGGACCGUGUCCGAUGGCAACGCCUCUCUGGCCCCAGCAGCUGCUGCCGCAGGAGCUCCAGGACUGCCCCCCGAGCAGGUGUGGGGACCCCCCCACCCCUCCUGGCCUCACAGGAACCUGCCCCUCCAGGCCCUGCCACUGGAGGCCCCGCCGGGAAAACACAGAGCCUUCACCCCUGUGCCUCCCCCCUCCGCCCUCCCAGCCCCCACGGAUGCCCCCCAGGCCUUCCCGGGGAGGACAGAGCCUCUGCCCGCGCAGACGGACCCUGGCCUGGGCGGCGGGGCACUGACCCCUGGCUGUCCCCUCGGAGCCCGGGACAGAACUAGGUCGCUCGGGCCCUCCUUGCUGGACGCCGACGUGCAGGGCCAGAGCCAGGACUGCACGCCGCCCCUGUGCCGGGCGAAGAGCGGGAACGGCCGGCCGGCCGGCUACCAGCUGGAGAAGGAGUUCCUGUCUUAGUGCCUUAUGUUAUGCAAGCAUUUCUCUCUUUUGUAAGGUGAACGAUUAAAACACUGCGUCUGUCUUUGA